AUGGAACUAGUAACGCUGCUCUUUUAUCUGCUCACGGCGAUUAUUUCGUUGUUGGUCUUAUAUUUUCGACGUAAUCUAAACUAUUGGAAAAAUCGUGGCAUUCCUCAUGACCCACCUCACUUACUACUGGGAAAUAUGCAAGAAUAUCGUAAUACCCGAUCGUUGGGUGAAAUUUUAAUGGAUUAUUAUAGGAAAUAUAAGGGCACGGGGCCCUUUGCCGGCAUGUACAUGGGUCAGCGUCCCGUUGCAGUGCUCUUGGAUAUACCCACCAUUAAAAAUGUAAUGAUUAAGGAUUUUAAUAAUUUCACGGAUCGUGGCAUGUACUACAACGAGAAGGAUGAUCCAUUGACGGGCCAUCUGUUCUUCAUCGAUGGUCAGAAGUGGCGCAACAUGAGAAAUAAAGUUUCCCCAGCCUUCACGUCGGGUAAAAUGAAGUUUAUGUAUCCCACAGUGACCCAAGUGGUGGCGGAUUUUAUGGAAGUUUUAGGCGAACAGGUUCAGCGCGGAAAGGAGGUGGAAGUUCGUGAUCUUCUCGGACGUCUUGGUAUGGAGAUAAUAGGUCGUGUGGCCUUCGGUAUUGAGUGCAACAGUUUGAAAAAUGACGAAGAUGAUUUUAUUCGCCUGGGUCGGAAAUCUAUUGAGCAGCAACGUCAUAAUAUGGCCAUAAUGGCAUUCAUUGAUAGUUUCCCCAAAUUGGCCAAAAAGCUGGGAAUGCGUAUCCUGCCCGAAGAUGUCCAUCAGUUCUUUAUGAAAACCAUCAGAGAUACUGUGGAAUAUCGUGAGAAACAUAAAAUCCAGCGAAAUGAUUUUGUGAAUAUUUUAAUCGAUUUGAAGAACAACAAGGAGGAUAAAUCGGGACUGGGGGGCUUGACAUUUGAGGAAAUGGCUGCUGAGAUUUUUGUUUUCUUUUUGGCUGGUUUUGAAACCUCCUCAUCGACAGUGACAUUUGCCCUUUUCGAAUUGGCCCAAAACCAGGAAAUGCAGGAGAGGCUAAGACAGGAGGUCACCGAGACUUUGGAGAAGUACAAGGAAUUUACCUAUGAAAGUUUGGGAGAAAUGCCCUACCUCAAUCAGGUGUUGUGUGAAUCUCUACGCAAAUAUCCAAUUGUACCAUUUUUGACACGUCGAGCUUUGAACGACUAUGUUAUACCCCAGCAUCCGAAAUAUAAGAUUGAAGCUGGUACCAUGGCCAUUAUACCCGUUUUGGGUAUACACAUGGAUCCGGAACUGUAUCCCAAUCCUGAAUGUUUUGAUCCUGAACGUUUUGCCCCGGAAAUGAUAAAGAAUCGUGAAUCGGUAGAAUGGUUGGGUUUCGGUGAUGGACCCCGUAACUGUAUUGGUCUACGAUUUGGUAAACUGCAAUCGCGUCUAUCAUUGGCCAACAUGGUUAGUCGUUAUCGUUUUACCCUCAGUUCGAAGACAAAAAUUCCACUGCAGUUUAAUCCCACGCCACCAAUAAUGAGUCCCGUCGAACCGAUUUUUGCCAGUUACAUCGAUUUCGUGAAGGUCGUCGUGACAAUGGAAUCGUCGGGAAUUGUGAUCUAUCUCAUCAUAGCCAUUGCCUCGGCAGUGGUGUAUUUGCUCAGGAGAAAUUUAAAUUAUUGGAAGCGAUUGGGUAUACCGCACGAGGAACCCACCAUCAUUAUGGGCAAUAUGACCGGUUUACGGACUCAUCGGUGUAUGGGUGAAAUUUUGGCCACGUAUUAUAGGAAAUUCAAGGGCUGCGGACCCUUCGCGGGUAUAUAUAGUGGCCAGAGGCCAGGUGUGGUGUUGCUGGACAAGCAGCUCAUUAAAAAUGUUCUCAUCAAGGAUUUUACCCAAUUUACCGAUCGUGGUCUGUACUAUAAUGAAAAAACCGAUCCGCUGACGGGACAUUUAUUCUUUGUGGAUGGCGAUAAAUGGCGUAGUUUGCGUAAUAAACUUUCGCCAACUUUCACGUCGGGUAAAAUGAAAUAUAUGUACCCCACUGUGCUGAAGGUGGCCGAUCGAUUUAUGGCUGUUUUGGCUGACAAGGUGGAAAAAGAUCCCAUUUUAAAUGUUCGGGAUAUUUUGGCACGAUACACUGUGGAUGUAAUCGGAAGUGUGGCCUUUGGUAUUGAGUGCAACAGCCUGCGAAAUUCGGAUGAUCACUUCCUGCAACUGGGUCGCAAGUCCAUUGAAACACAACGGCACAAUGCCUUGAUUAUGAUUUUGAUUGACAGCUUUCCGCGAUUGGCGAAAAUCCUUGGCAUGCGGAUACUGCCUCAGGAUGUUCAUGAGUUCUUUAUGAACACCAUUAAAGAGACGGUGGCCUAUCGGGAACAGCACAAUAUUCAGCGCAGUGAUUUUUUGAAUAUUUUAAUUGAGCUGAAAAAUUCAGUGGAUGGUAAGACGGGGCUGGAGGGUAUGGAGUUGGAGGAGUUGGCUGCUCAGGUGUUUGUUUUCUUUUUGGCUGGCUUCGAAACCUCAUCAUCGACCAUGGCCUAUACUCUCUAUGAAUUGGCCCUGAAUCAGCAGUUACAGGAACGACUAAGGGAAGAAAUCAAUGAAGUGUAUGAAAGCACCCCGGAACUAACAUAUGAUGUUAUUAUGAACAUGACCUAUUUGGAUCAGGUGAUAUCGGAAACCCUACGCAAAUACCCGAUUUUACCAUUCCUGAAUCGGCAGGCCCUAAAGGACUACGUUGUACCGGGUAAUCCGAAAUUUGUAAUACCAAAGGGUACACCGAUUUUCAUUCCCAUCAUGGGCAUACAACAUGAUCCAGAAUAUUAUCCCAAUCCGCAGGAAUUUGAUCCGGAACGUUUUACAGCCGAUAUGGUUAAGCAACGGGAUCCCAUUGAAUGGAUGCCAUUUGGUGAUGGUCCCCGGAAUUGUAUUGGUGCUCGGUUUGCCAAAAUGCAAACACGCCUCGGAUUGGCCAGUGCCUUGAGGCGUUUCCGUUUCAGUGUUUGCCCAAAGACGCCGCUGACAUUGACAUUCCAGGCCAAGCCUUUGGUACUGACACCCAUCCACGAAAUUUAUCUGAAAGUGGAAGAAAUUUAG
This is a messenger RNA of Musca vetustissima, 3021 nucleotides long. RefSeq lists its product as uncharacterized. Gene Ontology annotation, molecular function: monooxygenase activity; iron ion binding; oxidoreductase activity, acting on paired donors, with incorporation or reduction of molecular oxygen. The coding region runs from base 1 to 3021 and encodes 1006 amino acids. The transcript is spliced from 4 exons. The record is from RefSeq and is a predicted model, not a curated record. NCBI's taxonomy places the organism in Eukaryota, Metazoa, Arthropoda, Insecta, Diptera, Muscidae.